CCUCUAUGCUUUAUCUCCCGAAAAACAAAAAAAACAAAAAAAAAAUAAUGUAAUAGGAAAAUCUUAAAAAAGACAACCGCCAUUUUUGUUCCAAGAAGCUGCGAACUUGAAGACCCAUAAAGGAAAAGCUCUCUCCUCUCUGCCUUCCAAUAACUCAGGUAACUAAGGAAAUUUUCAAUAAGUAGAAGCACCUCCGAGGAUGGAAGGAUUACUUAUGAGGACAGCUCCUACAGCUCCUGAUAUCCGGACACACGGGCUGCUCAGGGGACACCAUUCGGAGCAGACAGAACUCUUUAAAGAAAACCGCUUUUCUUUGAGGAUCCGAAGGCACGGGAGAGUCGGAGCUAUCCGAUGUCAAGAAUCAGAGCAGAGAGGUUUUGCCAACUCGAAGCCAAAGAAUAACGAGCCACCACUCUCGAGAGCUCAAGCUGUGCUUAGUCCAGUUUCUGACCCAACUUCAGUUGCGAAGAAGAGAGUUUUCACGUUCGGAAAAGGAAGGAGUGAGGGCAACAAGGGCAUGAAGUCCUUAUUGGGAGGAAAAGGGGCUAAUCUCGCAGAGAUGGCAAGCAUCAGGCUAUCGGUGCCUCCAGGUCUCACGAUAUCGACAGAAGCAUGCCAAGAAUAUCAGCAGAAUGGAAAGAAACUGCCCGAAGGCUUGUGGGAGGAGAUACUGGAAGGCCUUAAGACGGUAGAGAAGGACAUGGGAGCUUUCCUUGGAGAACCCUCCAAGCCCCUGCUCCUCUCCGUUCGAUCGGGUGCUGCGAUAUCAAUGCCGGGAAUGAUGGACACGGUGCUUAACCUUGGACUGAAUGAUGAAGUGGUGGCGGGUUUGGCGGCGAAAAGUGGGGAGCGAUUUGCUUAUGAUUCGUAUCGUCGAUUUCUUGACAUGUUCGGAGACGUUGUCAUGGGGAUCCCACACUCAUCAUUCGAGGAGAAGCUAGAGAUGUUAAAGAGCUCGAAAGGAGUUAAACUCGAUACUGACCUAACAGCCGGUGAUCUUAAAGAGCUCGUGGAACAGUACAAAAAUGUCUACCUUGAAACCAAGGGCGAAAAAUUCCCUUCAGAUCCAAGAAAGCAGUUAGAGUUGGCCGUAAAAGCAGUUUUCGACUCAUGGGACAGUCCAAGGGCCAUUAAGUACCGAAGCAUUAAUCAAAUAACGGGGUUGAAAGGAACAGCAGUGAAUAUUCAGUGCAUGGUUUUCGGAAAUAUGGGAAACACUUCAGGGACUGGAGUUUUAUUCACUCGGAACCCGAGCACGGGCGAGAAUAAGCUCUAUGGCGAGUUUCUUAUCAAUGCACAGGGAGAGGAUGUUGUGGCCGGAAUCAGAACGCCGGAAGAUUUGGACACGAUGAAAAGCUGCAUGCCUGAAGCUUACAAGGAGCUUGUGGAGAAUUGUGAGAUUCUUGAGAAGCAUUACAAGGACAUGAUGGAUAUCGAGUUCACUGUUCAAGAGAACAGGCUGUGGAUGCUCCAAUGUCGUUCAGGGAAGCGAACAGGUAAAGGUGCAGUGAAGAUUGCCGUGGAUAUGGUGAAAGAAGGCCUUGUUGACAUUCGUUCAGCAAUAAAGAUGGUUGAGCCUCAGCAUCUCGAUCAACUUCUUCAUCCACAGUUCGAGGAUCCAUCAGCCUACAAAGACAAAGUGGUCGCCACUGGAUUGCCGGCGUCACCAGGAGCUGCUGUGGGACAGGUCGUGUUCAGUGCAGAAGAUGCCGAAGCAUGGCACGCACAAGGGAAAAGCGUCAUUCUGGUAAGGACUGAGACGAGCCCUGAGGAUGUUGGGGGAAUGCACGCUGCUACUGGGAUCUUGACAGCGCGGGGUGGCAUGACUUCUCAUGCUGCAGUCGUAGCUCGGGGUUGGGGAAAGUGCUGUGUCUCUGGCUGUGCCGAUAUUUGGGUUAAUGACACUGAGAAGGUGGUCACGGUCAGCGACUUGGUGAUUAAUGAAGGGGAAUGGAUCUCGCUCAAUGGAUCAACUGGCGAAGUGGUUUUGGGGAAGCAGCCACUUUCCCCGCCAGCUCUGAGCGGGGACUUGGAGAUCUUCAUGUCGUGGGCUGACGAAAUACGUUCUCUCAAGGUUAUGGCAAAUGCAGACACACCUGACGAUGCUCUAACGGCAAGAAACAAUGGAGCCCAAGGAAUCGGACUUUGCAGGACGGAGCACAUGUUUUUUGCUUCUGACAAGAGGAUAAAAGCUGUAAGAAAGAUGAUAAUGGCAGUCAUUCCGGAACAGAGGAAGGAAGCUCUGGACCUGUUACUUCCUUACCAAAGGUCCGACUUCGAGGGAAUAUUUCGUGCCAUGGAUGGUUUACCGGUAACAAUCCGGCUGCUAGAUCCUCCAUUACAUGAAUUUCUACCCGAAGGUGACCUCGAACAGAUUGUUAGUGAACUGACAGAGGACACCGGGAUGACCGAGGAUGAAAUCUACUCUAGAAUCGAGAAGCUGUCCGAAGUGAAUCCCAUGCUCGGUUUCCGAGGCUGCAGGUUGGGAGUAUCCUACCCUGAACUUACAGAAAUGCAGGCACGUGCAAUCUUUCAGGCAGCUGUCUCGAUGAGCAACCAAGGUUUUAAGGUCCUUCCUGAGAUAAUGGUUCCUCUUGUGGGAACACCACAGGAACUGGGACAUCAAGUGAGUCUGAUACGAAGUGUCGCCAUGAAAGUUUUCUCUGAGAUGGGAACCUCACUGAGCUACAAGGUCGGGACCAUGAUUGAAAUCCCGAGAGCUGCCCUCAUAGCAGACGAGAUCGCUAAGGAAGCGGAGUUCUUCUCCUUCGGAACGAAUGAUCUCACUCAAAUGACUUUCGGGUACAGCAGGGAUGACGUGGGCAAGUUCCUGCCAAUUUACUUGUCCAAAGGCAUUCUUCAGGCGGAUCCUUUCGAGGUGCUCGAUCAGAGGGGCGUGGGGCAGCUCAUCAAGAUUGCCACGGAAAAGGGCCGCAAGGCUAGGCCUAACUUAAAGGUUGGGAUAUGCGGAGAACACGGUGGGGAGCCAUCCUCUGUUGCGUUCUUUGCCGAGGCGGGACUCGACUACGUCUCCUGCUCUCCUUUCAGGGUUCCUAUUGCAAGGCUGGCAGCAGCACAGGUUGCAGCCUGAGACAUACUUAAUUGACAGGAUAAUAUAUUUUCCCUUUUUGGCAUAUAUCUGUAGAUAAUUUUGGGUUUUUUAUACAGAUAAAAAUAAACAAACAACAAAAAAUUGUUGAUGGAUAUAGCGACAGCUCCCUUUGUAAGUAUUUGUGCUGAUGACAAGCAAAUUCUUCAUAGCAAGCUGCUGGAAUACUUUGACCAAUAAAUAUUAGAUUGAUAGAAAUGAUAGUGUUGUACUUUGUAUAGGAAA
Molecule: messenger RNA, 3334 nt
Organism: Punica granatum (pomegranate)
Lineage: Eukaryota; Viridiplantae; Streptophyta; Magnoliopsida; Myrtales; Lythraceae
Source: RefSeq, a predicted model, not a curated record